Molecule: messenger RNA, 1368 nt
Organism: Daucus carota subsp. sativus
Lineage: Eukaryota; Viridiplantae; Streptophyta; Magnoliopsida; Apiales; Apiaceae
Product: E3 ubiquitin-protein ligase UPL5-like
Exons: 1
Coding region: 1-1368 (455 amino acids)
Biological process (GO): protein polyubiquitination
Molecular function (GO): ubiquitin-protein transferase activity
Source: RefSeq, a predicted model, not a curated record
AUGCGGAGUACUCGUCUUGUCAAAGCUCAACAGUUAGUUGAUGAGAUUGUUUCAUUGAUUUGGAGAUUGUGUAAAAGAAAUUCGGGGAAUGAAGCUUGGGAUAGGGAAGCACGUCGCGUGAUUAGAAGAAACUUAUCUGAUUAUUUCGGAGAUUUUCUUCCCAAGGAUAAUGAUAUUUAUUUCGGGCAUUAUCUGCAGGUAUUUUGUUGUUCUCAUGUACCAGCUUCUUUAGCAAUGUUAUAUAUGUCUCCUCAAAAUAUGAUAUUUGGCAAUGAGUUGAUUCAAGAGUUGAUUACGUUAAUUUCUUUACUGCCUCGACAUCUCUCCCUACAAUGUAUACCAAUAUAUUUAGAGAUUUGCAAGGCGUUGCGUGGGAUGCCAUAUUACCGCAACGAUGCUAUGUUUAACACGUGCCGAAGAUGUCUUAGUGACAUGGUCAAAUGUACCGAGAUGAAGACUGCACCGAAUGGAGCUGGCUAUGCUUAUCUUGUUAAUUUUAUAAAAGACAUGCAAACUUUUGUUGCAGACGCUGCCGAUGAGAUAGUUCAUUCUAUGGAUGCUGGUAUAGAACUGGAUACAAGGACGAGUCCCUCACAUCCUUUAUUGACUGAGGUUGUCUAUCUCAAAAACUUUCUGAUGCCUGUAGAAACAUUUAUUACAGAGGAGCUAUUCUUUAAGUUUCGAUACAGAAAGGUAUCUCAGGAUGGUCCUUAUCAAGAAUUUAGUAUCAUGUUUGAGACUUUCUUUAGGCUGCUGAACAAGAUGGAUUAUUGUCUUGAAGAACUGGAGAAGUUAUUGCCGACUAAGAGUGAAAAUCUUGGGUGCUACCAGUAUGUUGCAAUCAUAAUGGAGCUGAAUAAUAUGUCUAAGCACUUCCCAGACUUAGCAAAACAGUUUUGGACAACUUUGAGGAAUAGGAAGCUUUCUUUCAGCUAUUUAAUUAUUAAAUAUGCUAGCAAGGAGGAUGAUUAUGAAUGGAUUUCGGUGCAUAAAGAGGUGACAAAUUUUGAGUGCAGAAGGCAUUUGGCAAUGAUGUUACUUGCACGAGUUAGUGAUGAGGAUAACAACCUGAUCCAAGAGAUCAUGCUUAUUGACAGAUCACGAUUGUUGGAGGACUCUUUUGAAUACAUUGCACACUCUGAGGCUGAAACACUUCGAGCUAGUUUAGAUUUGCAGUUUAAAGAUGAGGAAGCUACUGGCCCUGGUGUUCUGAGGGAGUGGUUUGUCUUAGUUUGUCAAGCCAUAUUUGACCCUCGAAAUGCCCUCUUUGUAGCUUGUCCAAAUGAUCGUAGAAGGUUUUUUCCAAAUUCAGGUAAUCAGCUUGGUGCUUCUUCUGUCAUUCUACUUUGCCCUAUAUAUGAUUCAUAG